Molecule: messenger RNA, 1137 nt
Organism: Monoraphidium neglectum
Lineage: Eukaryota; Viridiplantae; Chlorophyta; Chlorophyceae; Sphaeropleales; Selenastraceae
Product: WD repeat-containing protein 65
Exons: 12
Coding region: 1-1137 (378 amino acids)
Molecular function (GO): protein binding
Source: RefSeq, a predicted model, not a curated record
AUGGCCACAACAGUGGGCAUCGCGCCCAGGCUCGUCUUUGGCCUGCGCACCGCGGCCGGUGCAGCGGGCGGCGACUGCCUACAAUACGCCGAGGACGGCUCCUUCAUAUACCCGGGUGGCCACACAGUAGUCAUCUCGGCGCCUGACGGCAAGUCACAGCGCUUCCUUCCUGGCACGCCGGACUGCGAAUGCGUGACGGCGUUGGCGGUGUCGCCCAACAAGAGGUUACUGGCAGUGGCGGAGCGAGCAGAGAAGGGCGUCAUAAGCGUGUACGACCUGCAGACACUGAAGCGGCGCAAGGUGCUACAGGCUGCGGAGGUCGGGUCCCAGGAGUAUGUCAGCAUUAGCUUCAGCUCAGACGGCAAGCAGUUGCUGGCGCAGGGGGGCGCCCCGGAGUGGAACUUGCUGCUGUUCGCAUGGGAGAGGGCCAAGGUCGCAGCGUCUGUGAGGACGACCAACGUCCAAGGCGUGCCCCUGACUAAGUGCUCGCUCAGCCUUGGAGAAGGCAGCCUUGCCACUGCCCUGGGGCCUGGCGUGCUGCGCAUAUUCAGGGUGUCGGAGGGUGGCCUCAAGGCUCUGCCAAUCAACAAUGCCAAAAGAGAGGGCCUGCCCUUCACAUGCCAAGCGUGGCUGCCGCCCACCGGAGGCGCGGGCGCGGGCGGCGAUGGCGCCGACAAGGGGAGCACGGCCGCGGGCGCGGCUGCGGGGGACGGCCGCGACAAGGAGCGGCAGCUGCUGGGCACGUCGGAUGGCGAGAUAUUGCUGCUGGAGGGCACCGAGCUGCGGGCCACGCUGUCAUGCGACACUGGUGGCAAGAGCGUUGAGUCGCUGGUGGCCUAUGGCAAGGGCUUUGCCGCGGGCCAGGAGGCCGGGCUGGUCACGCUGUUUGAGAAGGACGAGCGCGAGAAGGAGGGCUUCCGCCGCGCCCGCACCUUCGCGGUGCACGACCACCCGCUGCGUGUCAGGUGCCUGGCCGUCUCCCCGGGGGAGGAGCAGCUGGCGCUGAUGCUGGAGGGCGGCCCCGCGUUCACCCUGGCCCUGCUCAACCAGGCGAGCUGCUGCAGACCGCAUGCGCCGGACCCGCCAAGCCUUGGAGCCCAGCAGUGCUGGUUGGGGCGGCACGGCUUGUGCUUUUGA